CGCAGCGAGGGGCGCAUGCUGAGCCCCAGCGCGCCGCUGCUCCUGAGCGCGAGGGAGCUGGGGGUCGCACACCGGGGUCCCGCCGCCUGGUACCGCCGAGAGGGCGGCCGCACCAGUUCCCCCGCCCCAUGGCCCUGGGCGUGCCACUCCGAGUUCCCGCCUGCCAACCCGCUGCCUUGGCAGGGGCCCGCCUCCGCCUGUCCCGAGGGGGUUCGCGCAGGAGGUAAACGCCAGGCCCGCAGCCUAGCCUCUGCCCGCCGCCUAGGCCACGCCUUCGAGUCUCAGGCCCAAAGCACCCACGCCCAGAGCGCCGCGGAUCUCUACCCCUUCGGGUUCCUGAACACCCCGGCUCCAGAUUAUGGCCAGUCGCGGGACGGUUCCCUUGUCCUCUGGCGAGGAUUCUCCAAGCCAUCUCACCACAUGGGCCGGCUCAGAAACGCCAGAAUCCACGUGGAGAGAGCUGUCAAGCAGAAAAAGAUCUUUCUGAUCCAAGGCCGCUACCCAGUGAUACGGUGCCUCUUGCGCCGGAGAGGCUGGGUGGAGAAGAAGAUGGUCCAUCACUCGGGCACCAUUCUGCCACCAUCCCAGAAGGAUCUGGAUAGCUCGGUAAUCGGUGACAGUGACACCACUGAGGAUGAGGAUGAAGAUGAGGACGAGGCAUUUCGGCCACCGCAGCUGUUUGACUUUGAUGAUUUCCUGGAAUUUGAUGACCUAGAUGGGACACAUGCUCUGAUGUCCCGCAUGGUUCGGAACGAGGUUCCCUAUUUCAUCUGGACCACUCGGCGGGAUGUGCUGGACUGUCGCUUCCUCUCCAAGGAUCAAAUGAUAAACCACUAUGCCCGGGCUGGCUCCUUUACCACAAAGGUGGGUCUAUGUCUCAAUCUCCGGAAUUUGCCGUGGUUUGAUGAGGCUGAUGCUGACUCCUUCUUUCCACGCUGCUACCGCCUGGGGGCUGAGGAUGACAAAAAGGCCUUCAUAGAGGACUUCUGGCUGACAGCUGCCCGCAACGUUCUCAAGCUGGUGGUAAAGUCCGAAUGGAAGUCAUACUCUAUCCAGGCAGAAGAGGAAGAAGCCCCAGGAGACAAGCAGCCCAAGAAACAGGAGAAAAAGCCAGUGAUGGUGUCCCCAGAGUUUGUGGACGAGGCUCUGUGCGCCUGUGAAGAGCACCUUAGCAACCUGGCUCACAUGGACAUCGACAAGGACCUGGGGGCGCCGCUGUACCUCAGCCCUGAGGGCUGGUCCAUCUUCCUCCAGCGCUACUACCAAGUGGUUCAUGAGGGGGCAGAACUCAGGCACCUUGACGCUCAGGUCCAGCGCUGUGAGGACAUCCUGCAGCAGCUGCGGGCUGUGGUGCCCCAGAUGGACAUGGAAGGAGAUCGCAACAUCUGGAUCGUGAAGCCGGGAGCCAAGUCCCGAGGACGAGGCAUCAUGUGUAUGGACCACCUGGAGGAGAUGCUGAAGCUGGUAGAUGGCAAUCCCAUGAUGAUGAAGGACGGCAAGUGGGUGGUACAAAAGUAUAUUGAACGGCCUCUGCUCAUCUUUGGCACCAAAUUUGACCUGAGACAGUGGUUCCUGGUGACCGACUGGAACCCACUUACCGUGUGGUUCUAUCGUGACAGCUACAUCCGCUUCUCCACACAGCCCUUCUCUUUGAAGAACCUUGACAACUCAGUGCACCUGUGCAACAACUCCAUUCAGAAGCACCUGGAGAAUUCAUGCCAUCGGCACCCACUCCUGCCCUCGGACAACAUGUGGUCGAGCCAGAAGUUCCAGGACCACCUGAAGGAGAUGGGGGCCCCAGAUGCUUGGUCCAACGUCAUUGUGCCCGGCAUGAAGGCUGCUGUGAUCCAUGCCCUGCAGACCUCCCAGGACACCGUGCAGUGUCGGAAGGCCAGCUUCGAGCUCUACGGUGCUGACUUUGUGUUUGGUGAGGACUUCCAGCCCUGGCUGAUCGAGAUCAAUGCCAGCCCUACCAUGGCCCCCUCCACUGCUGUCACCGCCCGGCUGUGUGCAGGUGUGCAAGCCGAUACCCUGCGCGUGGUCAUCGACCGGCGGCUAGACCGCAACUGUGACACAGGAGCCUUUGAGCUCAUCUACAAGCAGCCUGCCGUGGAGGUACCCCAGUAUGUGGGUAUCCGGCUCCUAGUAGAGGGCUCCACCAUCAAGAAGCCCCUGGCAAUGUGUCACCGGCGAAUGGGGGUCCGCCCAGCACUCCCUCACCUGCUGACCCAGAGAGGCUCUGGGGAAGCCCCUUCCCACUUCCCCGGCACCCACACCAAGGCCCGGCUGCCUUCUCCCCAUGUGCUCCGAUCCCAGGGGCGGGUCCUCAGACUGCAACACAGCAAGCUGGUGGGCUCUAAGGCCCUGUCGACCACAGGCAAGGCCUUGAUGACUCUACCUACUGCCAAGGUUUUGAUUUCCUUCCCACCUAACACUGAGCUCAAGUUGGCAUCCAGCGUCCUGAAACCAAGAAAGGUGGGCCUUGAGCUCGCCUUCGUGGUCCCCAUCCUGGAAGUGCCUUGUGGCCUCUACCUUUUGAAGUUGGAAAUCUUCCUAGCACCCACAGGAAGAUCAAAGCCAAAGGCAAGUUCAAGACCAGACUGUGACAAACCCAAGGCUGAGGCAUGCCUCAUGAAGACACUGAGCCUUCCAGGACCCCUGCCCUUUAUCAAAGCAUACCAGGAGCUAGGGGGCAUGGGGGAUGUGAGGCCAGAGAAGCCCUUGCUGGUCCUCACUGCCACUGUCCUGGAUGCAGCGUCAAAUAAAAAGGAGCAAGUGAAGUUUUCUGGGCUUGGCUCCAUUUCUGUUGGAUGGUGAAGAGACAGUAGGCUGGGGCCCUGUGCCCCAACAUCCAGAGUGAGAGCUAGAGGCUGUCAAACACCCUUCCACAAAGCAAAGGGCCAGAAUUCCACCCAUAGCGACAGGCAUGGGGUUUCCUAUGCAGUGUCUCUCUGGCAUCUCUGAUCUUGGAUUGCGGGAUAAGCCUCACUUUGUAGAUGAAAAAAUGGAGUCUGAACGAGGAGACAUGGCUUGCCCAAGAUCAUGUGGCAGUGAGAAGGCUAGGAUGUAUUGCCAGACUGCUCACCACUGGGAGAUCCCCAAGGCCCAAGUCCAGGGGAGAACUUGGCCUAGCAGCAGAGUGACAUCUAACAGGUGUCAGAUUUACACCAUGAGAUGGGGGAAGGAUGGACCUCGCCUAAACACCAGCCCUUCUCCAGAGCGAGUUGGUCUGUCCCUCCCUCAGCAAGGGCCCAUGGUCUCCUGGAAAGGAAAUAUCCGACCAGCCACACCCAUCUGAAAAACUUUGGUAUUUCUUAGUUGUAGUGAGUUGAAUGUUAGUUAGCCUCCCUUCCCCCAAAAGAUAUAUCUGCCUGGAACCUGUGAAUAAGUUCCUUUGGAAAAAUGGUCUUCAUAGAUGUGAUUAAGUUAAGGAUCUUGAGAUGAGAGUACUCUGGAUUAUCCAGGUGAGCCCUAAAUGCAAUGACAAGUGUCCUUAGAAGACGCAAACAUGAGAAGACCAUGUGAAGAUGAGGGCAGACUGAUGUGAUGUGGCCAUAAGUCAAGGCUUGCAGCCGCCAGGAGCUGGAAGAGGCAAGGAUUCAUCCCUAGAGACUUCAGAGAGCACAGCCCUGUUGACACCUUCAUCUCAGACUUCUGGCCUCCAGACAGAUCUCUGAGAAAAUCAGUUUCUGUUAUCUUAAGCCACUCAGGUUGUGGUAAUUUUGUUACAGCAGUCCUAGGAAACUAAUACUCUAGUCAAGUGAAGAUACAUAUACUCUGCCAGCAUCUCUGACGUAACUGAACCAGGAAAUGCACACAAGCAGCUUCACACCAGUGUUGUGCUAAGAGCUGAAUGAUGGUGUUAACAGUAGAAUGGAUCAACUGGGAGAGUCUUGCACUGGAAUUCAAACCCACAGCACACAACAAAGAUGCAUAUUUGGUGGAAAAACUUAAGACAAACAAGGAAAGCUCCCAUGUCAGGGGAGGAGUUUCCAACCUAGACUGAACAGUAGAACCCCUUCGGGAGCUUCAAAAAAGAUUGAUGCCAGGAUCUCCAGCCCAGACUGAUUAAAUUGGUAUCUUUAGGGUGCAGAAUCCCAGGGUAGGAAGGGGCUUUUUAAAAGUUUCACUGAGGGGGUUCUAAUGUGGGGCCAGGGUUGAGAACUGCUACCCUAACAGGGAAGGAGAGGUAUGUUUCUAUUUCAUGCCAAGUGGUGCUUAUAUGGGAGUCGCCUUGUAAUUAUUCUUUAAAUCACAGAGCUAUUUAUGUACUCUUCGUAUGUUUGAUAUAUUUAACAAUUUUCUCAAGUAAAAGGUCUAAGAUCUUGACUUAUAUGAAGUCCCUGGAGUAAUCAGAUUCAUAGACACAGAGGAGAAUGGGGCUACUGGGAGGUGGGAGGAUGGGAUGGGGUGUCAGUGUUUAGUGGGUCAGAGUUUCAGUUCUGCAGGCUGAUGGGAUGGGACAGUUGCACUACAAUGUGAACAUACUUAAUGCCACUGAACUGCUCACUUAAAAAUGGUUGAGAUGGUUGGGGCACCUGGGUGGCUCAGUGGG
Messenger RNA from Lontra canadensis (Northern American river otter), 4555 nucleotides. It is a transcript of the gene TTLL3, whose product is annotated as tubulin tyrosine ligase like 3. The record is from RefSeq and is a predicted model, not a curated record. Gene Ontology annotation, cellular component: cilium. NCBI's taxonomy places the organism in Eukaryota, Metazoa, Chordata, Mammalia, Carnivora, Mustelidae. Gene Ontology annotation, biological process: cilium assembly; protein modification process; cilium movement.